Acomys russatus (golden spiny mouse) is the source of this 3542-nucleotide messenger RNA. RefSeq names its product ABI family member 3 binding protein (gene Abi3bp). NCBI's taxonomy places the organism in Eukaryota, Metazoa, Chordata, Mammalia, Rodentia, Muridae. The record is from RefSeq and is a predicted model, not a curated record. Gene Ontology annotation, biological process: extracellular matrix organization; positive regulation of cell-substrate adhesion. Gene Ontology annotation, molecular function: protein binding.
UGCUCAGUGCAGCCGCAGCCGCCCGCCUCUGUCAGUGGAGGACGUCCACUUAAAUGCAGUUCCAGGGUUGCAAGGCACCCAGCAACAUCACUCCCCGUGUGAGCAGGCAAAUGCAACAUGCUCUCCAGCCUGGGGUGUCUGCUUCUCUGUGGAAGUAUUGCUCUUGCUCUGGGAAAUGCACAGAAAUUGCCCAAAGGUAAAAGGCCAAGCCUGAAAGUGCACAUCAAUACCACCAGCGACUCCAUCCUCUUGAAGUUCCUGCGUCCAAAUCCAAAUGUAAAGCUGGAAGGCUUUCUCCUGGGAUAUGGCAGCAACGUGUCUCCAAACCAGUUCUUCCCUCUGCCCACAGAAGGGAAAUUCACCGAGGCUGUAGUAGAUGCAGAACCAAAGUACCUGAUUGUCGUGCGCCCUGCUCCUCCUCCCAGCCAGAAGAAGUCCUGUUCAGGUAAAUCUCGCCCUCGCAAACCUCUCCAGCUGGUGGUUGGCACAUUGACACCAAGCUCUGUCUUCCUGUCCUGGGGUUUCCUCAUCAAUCCACACCACGACUGGACAUUGCCAAGUCACUGUCCCAAUGACAGAUUUUAUACAAUUCGAUAUAGAGAAAAAGAUAAAGAAAAGAAAUGGAUUUUUCAACUCUGUCCAGCAACUGAAACAAUCGUGGAAAAUCUAAAGCCCAACACGGUUUAUGAGUUUGGUGUGAAAGACAAUAUAGAAGGUGGAAUCUGGAGUAAGAUUUUCAAUCAUAAGACUAUUGUUGGAAGUAAAAACAAAGUAAAUGGGAAAAUCCAAAGCACUUAUGACCAGGUCCACACAGUGCCAGCAUAUGUCCCAAGGAAGCUAAUUCCAAUAACAGUCAUCAAACAAGUGAUUCAGAAUGUUACUCACAGGGCUUCAACCAAGUCCCCAGACAAGACUCCUUUUGGAGGAACAAUACUAGUUCAUCUUAUUAUUCCGGGACUUAAUGAUUCCAUUGUAAAGCUUCCCCCAUCCAUAAUGCUUGAGAUUUCAGAUGCUCUCAAGGCGCAAUUAGCUAAGAAUGAAACACUGGCAUUACCAGCAGAAUCUAAAACACCAGAGGUUGAAAAAGCGGCACCACAGCCAGUAACAGUGACUCCGGAAACAGUUUUAAGGAGCACUAAGCCCACACUGUCUAGCACCUUAGACACUGCAGAAACAGCACUGGUUUUCAGGGAGAAGACCGCAGAGACAGCACACUCUGCCCUAAUUCCUGAGUUGGAAUUGCCCAUGAGCACUCUAGCUCCAAAAAGGUUCCCAGAGUUUCCGGAGGCAAGAACAGCCCUCCCUUCGGAGAAACCUGGGGAUGUCUUGGCAUCAAGUGAAGAGCCGUGGGUGGCACCUGGAGCUGAGACAUCUGAAGACUCCAGAGUUGGACAGCCUCAAACCGCAACUUAUGAUGUUAUCUCAAGCUCAACAACUUCAGAUGAGACUGAAAUAGAGUCCCAUACAGCAACAAGUGAUUCUAUUCUGGACUCUGUCUCACCUAAAACAUCUAGAACUCCUGGACAGCCAAGGGCAACACUGGCUCCGAACAAAGCACCAUUUGACCCCCAAAAUGUGGAAAUCUUCACCAGUGCUGAAGUGCAACGUACAACAGCUGCUCCCCAGCAAACUACAUCUACCCCUUCUACACCCAAACGACCCUUCAGACCCAACCCGUCCAAAGUCAAGCCUGCUCCCAGGCAGACUCCAGGCAUGCCUCCCAAACUCAAAACAAGACCUCGCCCAAGAGUCCCAGAAAAACGGCCAGUUCCUAAGGAAUCCCAGCAUACUGCUUCAAAACCCAAAAUGCCACCAAGUCCUGAAGUGGCAGACACUACAUCUGUUCCGAAAGGUGAACAACUCUCCCAUAAACCAGACCUGGAGGUCUCUCACAGGGAAACUGUUCUGUCUCCUGUCACCUUUAGUGUUGAGCCGCCAAAGACAACAAUAGCAUCUUUAGAGACACGAGGCAUUCCUCGCAUGCCUGUGAUUUCUCCAAGACCUAGUCAAGAGGAACUACAAACUGCCCUGGAAGAAACAGACCAAUCUACACAAGAGCUCUUUACAACUAAGAUGCCACGAACGACUGACCUGGCAAAGACAACUCAGGCACCACACAGAUUGCACAUGACUCCUGUGAAGCCCAGAAUACCUGACAAACCACAUGCCAGGCCUGGUCUAAACAAAACAACUACAAGACCUGGUAAAACCAAAUCCAGAGGAAUGGCCAAUGGAAAUGGAGUAGGAACAGGAAGCAAGCAAGGGCCCAAGCCAUCAAGCCCUGGGAGAAAUAUGACAGUGCCCUCACACACCAUCAAAAAACCAGCCACAAUCCCAGGGACUCGUCGCCCACCCAUGCCACCUAGACCUAUGCCCCCUAGACCUAUGCCUCCAAACAGAAAACCUUUACCACCGAAUAAUGUCACCGGAAAGCCAGGAAGUGCAGGAAUCAGUUCCUCGGGCCGAGCAACUUCACCACCCAUGAAGGCAACGCUCAAACCUAUCGGAACAGCCACAGAGAGAUCAGAGGCAGAAAAAAAGCAACCAACUGCUCCUGCUUCCGAGGAAGAAUUUGAUAACACAACUGAUUUUAGUUCAAGCCCAACCAAAGAAACCGAUCACCUUGGGAAGCCCAGAUUCGUAGGUCCUCAUGUGCGAUACAUCCCAAAGCCUGACAACAGGCCCUGUUCCAUCACUGACUCUGUCAGACGGUUCCCUACAGAGGAAGCCAUGGAGGGAAACGCCACCAGCCCACCACAGAACCCACCCACCAACCUCACUGUGGUCACUGUGGAAGGCUGCCCCUCGUUUGUCAUCUUGGACUGGGAAAAGCCACUAAAUGACACUGUCACCGAAUAUGAAGUCAUAUCCAGAGAAAAUGGCUCAUUCAGCGGGAAGAACAAAUCCAUUCAAAUUACCAAUCAAACCUUUUCUACAGUAGAAAAUCUAAAACCAGAUACAAGCUAUGAAUUCCAGGUGAAACCCAAAAAUCCACUUGGUGAGGGCCCUGCCAGUAACACGGUGGCAUUCAGCACUGAAUCAGCUGACCCAAGAGUGACUGAGCCCAUUUCUGCAGGAAGAGAUGCCAUCUGGACUGAAAGAGCCUUCAAUUCAGACACUUACUCAGAAUGUAAAGGCAAACAAUAUGUUAAAAGGACAUGGUAUAAAAAAUUUGUUGGAGUGCAACUAUGUAACUCUCUCAGAUACAAGAUUUAUUUGAGUGAUUCCCUCACAGGCAAGUUUUACAACAUAGGAGAUCAGAGAGGUCAUGGAGAAGAUCACUGCCAGUUUGUGGAUUCAUUUUUAGAUGGCCGCACAGGACAGCAACUCACCUCUGACCAGUUACCCACCAAAGAAGGCUUUUUCAGAGCCGUUCGCCAGGAACCUGUCCAAUUUGGAGAAAUAGGUGGUUAUACCCAAAUCAAUUAUGUCCAAUGGUAUGAAUGUGGGACCACAAUACCUGGAAAAUGGUAGAUGAAGCAAAAUUAUUCCUCAAGUACUUCUGGUUUGUUAUCGCAAAAAGAAACAAACAAACAAAAAAA